AUGUCUAGCGAACCGGAGGAGGACUAUGUUCCAUGGAUACAACAAUUCUGUGAGCUUUUUGGCCACGAUUACUUCGUACUGGUGUCUCACGAAUUUAUAGAAGAUGACUUCAAUUUGACCGGUUUGUCUCUGCAAGUUCCCUACUACCGAGAGGCACUUUACACAAUUCUUGACUACCAGGUCGAUACCAUGGAGGAUAAUGGAAGCGCUAGCAACAACAAUGGCUCAUCUGGCUCGCUGCCAUCGAAAGCAGACCUCCCCAACAAGGCACUUCUUGCUCAUAGUGCUGAGCUUCUAUAUGGGUUGAUACAUGCCCGCUACAUCAUUUCCAAGCAGGGACUCACGGCUAUGGCUACCAAGUUUGAACGGAACGAAUUUGGGUCGUGUCCUCGAUAUUACUGUGAUGGAAUGCAUUUGAUACCGGUCGGAUCAACCGAUGUUCCUGGCCAGGAAACUGUACGACUCUACUGUCCUUGCUGUAACGACAUCUAUUUACCACUGAACUCACGCUACUUGAACAUAGACGGCGCUUUUUUCGGCACCACCUUCCCUGGGCUCCUCGUAAAGAUGUUCCCGGAAAUAGAAAACCAGUGUCGAAUUCGCAUUCAAAAGGCCAAGAAAGAAGACUUUGGUAUCCGUUUAUUUGGGUUCAAAAUCAGCGAACUCAGCGCUAGCGGGCCAAGAAUGAAAUGGCUUAGGCAGCACCCAAUACUGGAGGAAGAACAAAAAGAAUUCGAGAAUUGUCAAUUCGGAAUGCCAUUGGAAUAUCGGGCUUCGUUGGCGGUGGAUGAAGCGCCGGAUUUGGAUGAAGACGAUGACAAAACAAUGGCCAGCGAAAGCUAG
Molecule: messenger RNA, 843 nt
Organism: Meyerozyma guilliermondii ATCC 6260
Lineage: Eukaryota; Fungi; Ascomycota; Pichiomycetes; Serinales; Debaryomycetaceae
Gene: CKB1
Product: casein kinase 2 regulatory subunit
Exons: 1
Coding region: 1-843 (280 amino acids)
Cellular component (GO): cytoplasm; protein kinase CK2 complex
Molecular function (GO): protein kinase regulator activity
Source: RefSeq, a predicted model, not a curated record